AUGGCACCCUCAACCACCGAGGAUCUCGUCCCUGAGCCUGUCGCCUCCGGCCAGACCAAGCUCGCCGAGCGACCCAAGGAUGGCACAGCCCUGAACGAGCAGGAGCGCGAAGAGCUUGCCUUUGUCGACAAGUACAGCGCCCCGGAUAUCUACAUCAACUCCAAGACCGACACUCUGUGGUUCCCCUGGAUCGGACCCAUCGAGUUGAAGCCCAUGCGCAUGGAGAACAGAACCGGCACUUUCGUCGUCGGUCUCCGAUCAAAGGUCGCCGCCAGUCUCGGCAAGCACCGUCACCGCGGUACCGUCACAGCCAUUACCAUGUCCGGAGAAUGGGGCUACAAGGAAUACGACUGGGUUGCCCGUCCUGGCGAUUGGGUUUGUGAGAACCCCGGCACCAUCCAUACCCUGUCUGUCGAAGACGACACCGACAUUGUCUUCACCAUCACCGGUAGCAUCGAGUUCCUCAACGACGACGACACCCUGAAGUUCACCCUGGAUCUUUUCAGCUUCUCCAAGCUGUACUACGACCACUGUCAGGCUCAGGGCAUCAAGCCCAACGAUACUCUCUGGCACUAG
Fusarium sp. VM40 is the source of this 576-nucleotide messenger RNA. Lineage: Eukaryota; Fungi; Ascomycota; Sordariomycetes; Hypocreales; Nectriaceae. The record is from the annotation of a GenBank genome assembly.